This is a messenger RNA of Triticum turgidum subsp. durum (durum wheat), 558 nucleotides long. NCBI's taxonomy places the organism in Eukaryota, Viridiplantae, Streptophyta, Magnoliopsida, Poales, Poaceae. The record is from the annotation of a GenBank genome assembly.
AUGGGUUCGAUCAUGACGCCUGCCGCCGAGAAGCCGCACGCGGUGUGCCUGCCGUACCCGGCACAGGGGCACAUCACCCCCAUGCUCAACGUCGCCAAGCUGCUCCACGCCCGGGGCUUCCACGUCACCUUCGUCAACACCGAGUACAACCAGGCCCGCCUCAUCCGCUCCCGCGGCCUCGCCGCGGUGGCCGGCCUCCCGGGCUUCCGCUUCGCCACCAUCCCUGACGGCCUGCCGCCGUCCGACGACGACGACGUCACGCAGGAUAUCCCGGCGCUCUGCAAGUCCACCACGGAGACCUGCCUCGGGCCCUUCCGCAGCCUUCUCGCCCGGCUCAACGACCCCGCCACGGGCCACCCGCCGGUCACCUGCGUCGUCUCCGACGUCGUCAUGGGCUUCUCCAUGGAGGCUGCCAACGAGCUCGGCCUCACCUACGUCCAGCUCUGGACCGCCAGCGCCAUCAGCUACCUCGGGUACCGCCACUACCGCCUCCUCAUCGGCCGUGGCAUCGUCCCACUCAAAGGUACAUGCCGAGCAGCUGACGAACGGAUAUCUUGA